Messenger RNA from Filobasidium floriforme, 1281 nucleotides. RefSeq lists its product as uncharacterized. The transcript is spliced from 8 exons. The record is from RefSeq and is a predicted model, not a curated record. Gene Ontology annotation, molecular function: DNA-binding transcription factor activity, RNA polymerase II-specific; transcription cis-regulatory region binding; zinc ion binding. Lineage: Eukaryota; Fungi; Basidiomycota; Tremellomycetes; Filobasidiales; Filobasidiaceae. Gene Ontology annotation, biological process: regulation of DNA-templated transcription; DNA-templated transcription. Gene Ontology annotation, cellular component: nucleus. The coding region runs from base 76 to 1074 and encodes 332 amino acids.
CCCUGGCUCAUACAUACUCUCGGACAAGCAUAGACAUCGUCCACAGACACUAAGCGGAUACAGUUUCAGGGGGCCAUGUCGGCAACACCCAAGAUGUACAAUCAUCCGUCGAGAGGGUUGAUGCUUCGACCAGGUCAAGCAUGCGACGAAUGCAGGGCUAUCAAGGGACGAUGCGUCAGGACUCCCACCGCCGGUCCCAGCAACAUUGGAGCGACAAGACCUGCUUGUAAUCGCUGCCUCCGUAUGGGAACCGCCUGCAUCGUCUCCCAGGGUAGCCGUGCGAGACGAGCACCGGUAUCGAAUACGUCUAGCAUCGCUCGUGAAUCUCGCAGCGUAGAAAGGCUGCGAGAAGGUAUAGAUAACGUCCCGCACAUCCAGGCUUUCGAUUCUCGUCCUUCCUCUACAAAAACGAUAAACACAUCCUCAGGUCGAUCACAAAGCCAAAAUCAUACCGACUCGGACUACCGGCCUUACGAACAACCUCACCUACAUCAACUGGAUAUCGAUGCUCAUCUUGACCCUGGAGCUCAUCCCCCCGAAUCUGAUCACAAUAACAACAACAACAACUCAAACCUAGCUAUAAAGACUUUUGCGGGUGAUGGGUUUCUCUUGUCUGAGAAUCAGCGGGCGAUGAGGUAUGACCCGGAGGUGUUAGGGAUUCUUGAGGAGGUCGAGAUAAGAUGGUUAUUCGACCAAUUCACUCGACUUCUCAGUCCGUUAAUCGUUCUCCUGGAUCCUGAACUACAUACCCUCGCCUUCGUAAGGGAAGAACAACCAACCCUCUUCCUCGCCAUAAUGUUCGCCGCAACCAGGUUCUUCCACCCAACAGCCCAUCCUCUUAUCAAACAACUCCUCGAGACCAAGAUCUCCGAAUCGACCAAGACCGGGAACUGCCACAUCGCCACCAUCCAGGCUAUCAUCAUCUUGGUCUUUUGGCAAGAACCUAAAGAUCGGUCGGUCUGGUUAAAGUCCGGGUUGGCAAUCCGGAUGGCGUAUCAAGCUGGGUUAAACAGGACGCCGGGGAUGUCGACGUUGAAUAGGAGCAUUUCGGAUAUUCGGCGAUUGAGAGUUUGAUUUGUGAGUCAAAUCAGCAAGCGUCCAGAAUCUCAGAGGACAUGGUACUGAACCUCGUAUGUCGCUGACAGGCGUCGAUCGGUAGUGAGAUCGUAAUGCGGCCAAUUCUACUGCAUGUCGAUCGCUGAAGUCCGAGCAGUCACAUCUUCAAGAUGUCGUCUGCCAUUGCUAGCGACCUGACUGGCUUGCGAGAAUGGGCGGAAGCCG